This is a messenger RNA of Aethina tumida (small hive beetle), 3510 nucleotides long. RefSeq names its product tyrosine-protein kinase Src64B (gene Src64B). Gene Ontology annotation, biological process: protein phosphorylation; cell surface receptor protein tyrosine kinase signaling pathway; cell differentiation. Gene Ontology annotation, molecular function: signaling receptor binding; non-membrane spanning protein tyrosine kinase activity; ATP binding. The coding region runs from base 282 to 1862 and encodes 526 amino acids. Lineage: Eukaryota; Metazoa; Arthropoda; Insecta; Coleoptera; Nitidulidae. The transcript is spliced from 6 exons. Gene Ontology annotation, cellular component: extrinsic component of cytoplasmic side of plasma membrane. The record is from RefSeq and is a predicted model, not a curated record.
AGACAAUGUAAAAUGGCCGUCUAGUGUGAGUGUGUUCGAUGUUUGUGUUUGAUAAACAAGGUUUUCUGUGAAGUUGUGUAUGAACCGGACCGAAAAACCGCCACAUAUUGAACGGUGCCGUGUAUUUGACUGUGACCCAGGAAGAAAUACGUUUGUCUUUUGUGUAAUUUAUUUAGAAAUAAGAUGCGGUCGAGAGUCGCGACUGAUGCAGUGACGAUCCACUGCUGACCCCUCCGGGGCCGUAACCGAAGCGCAACCGUCCCCACGAACCGCCCUCCAGCAUGGGCAACAGUUGCUGCUGCUGCGGCAGCAAGAAGUCCGAAAGGUACAGCACGUCCAAUACGAAAAUAAUACACGGCAACGAAGCAUUGACAAGGCUGCCAAUAACCGAUGGAAACCGUUACACACCAGACCCGCAACGGACACAUGCCGACUUCAUCAGGGCGGCGCGGCCGACGCCGACGCGGACGACACAGUUCCCACCGGUGAAAGGACGCAUCGUGGUCGCCAUGUAUAACUACGAGGCGCGCGACAACACUGACGUGUCGUUCAAGAAGGGCGACCGCAUGGAGGUGGUCGACGACUCCGAGGGCGACUGGCUCAACGUCGUCCAUCUCAUCACAAAAAUGCAGGGUUACAUACCCGGCAACUUCGUUGCCCCCGAGCUUAGUGUUGAGAGCGAAGAUUGGUUCUUUGAGAACAUAUCCCGCAAGGAGGCGGAGAAACUGCUGUUGGCUGAGGAGAACAGUCGCGGCACAUUCUUGGUACGUCCGUCUGAGCACAACCCCAGCGGCUACUCCCUCAGCGUGAAAGACUGGGAAGAAUACAGAGGAUAUCACGUCAAACAUUACAAAAUCAAACCCCUAGACAAUGGCGGUUUCUACAUCUCCACCAACAAGACUUUUGAUUCCCUAGCCGAGUUAGUCAACGCAUACACCAAAAAUGCAUUUGGGCUGUGUCACGUAUUGUCAAAACCAUGCAGAAAACCUGAGCCCACGAUGUGGGACUUGGGUCCGACCUACAGAGACAAGUGGGAGAUUCCCCGCAGCGAGCUGCAGCUGAUUAAGAAACUGGGCCACGGCAACUUCGGUGAGGUGUUCUACGGCAAGUGGAAAAAUAAUUACGAAGUGGCGGUCAAGACACUGAGACAAGGUACGAUGUCAACUGACGCAUUCCUUGCCGAGGCAGCGAUCAUGAAGAAGUUCAGGCACAAGAGGCUGGUAGCUCUGUACGGCGUCUGCAGCGAGGAAGAACCCAUUUAUAUCGUUCAAGAGUACAUGUCUAAAGGAAGCUUAUUGGACUUCUUGCGUAACGACGAGGGCAAACGCCUUCAAUUCGAGGACCUGAUCUACAUAGCAUUCCAGGUGGCCAGCGGCAUGGAAUACCUCGAAUCUAAGCAGCUAAUCCAUCGCGAUCUGGCCGCACGCAACGUGCUUAUCGGCGAAAACAACAUAGCGAAGAUCUGCGAUUUCGGGCUGGCCCGCGUGAUAGAAGACAACGAGUACUGUCCCAAGCAAGGAUCCAGAUUCCCGGUAAAAUGGACCGCUCCCGAAGCCAUUGUUUAUGGAAAGUUCUCGAUCAAAUCGGACGUAUGGUCCUACGGUAUACUGUUGAUGGAGUUGUUCACGUACGGACAGGUCCCGUAUCCGGGUAUGCACGGCCGAGAAGUGAUUGAAAUCAUAGACAAGGGCUACAGAAUGCCGAAACCCACGACACAUCAACUACCAGACGAGAUUUAUCAGACUAUGCUGAAUUGUUGGGACGCCAAGCCAGAGAAUCGUCCCACGUUUGAGUUCUUGACGCACUACUUCGAAACGUUUAAUGUCACUUCGGAGGUACCUUACAGGGAAGUACCAGACUAAGAUCGGUUCGGUUGAUUAGUCAGUACUUAAAAAUGUUUUAUUUCAAGGCAGUUUUAUGGAUUGAUACUAUGCUAGAUCUCAUUUAUUAUGUUUAAAGUGCUUUGUUUAAAUAUCCUUUGUAUUUUUUUGUAGGAAGUGUUGGCUGUUCCAAGUGUAUUAUAUAAAUGAAGUAGUACUUUUAAUUGAACGUCCGACACUUCUGCGCCGCACUUUGUUUCAAUCGCAAAAAUUUAGCAUAACAAAGGCGAGUUUGUGAUAUUUAUGUUUCGUUUUAAAGAUUAGGCUAGUCAUGUAUAUAAGUUAUUUUCUUAAAAUAAUAGAAAUUCGAUAAAGUAGAAGUAGGAAUAAAAGUGUAUGGUUAAAUCUUAUUAUAUUCAUCACAUCAUAAUUUAAAAUUAGACUAAGUUCAAUGAAUUAUAAUGUUGACACUUAAGUGUAAAAUAUUUACAUUUUAUUUUAUUUUCCACCCCUGUCAAUAACAAAAGCUAAAUUAAGUUUGAAACCAAUUAAUUUUGAUAAAAAUCAAGACUAACUUGUCAUCAUUAAUCUAUAAGUGUUUCUUAUAUACAGGGUACUGAGUGUUGAAAAAUUUUCCUGAAGUCGUGCUAAAUUUUUGCAGGUGGACAUUUAUUCCAAAUCAACGUGAAAAAAUGAUAAAAACUAGCAAAAAGACUGUUAUAUAUUAUGUUAAUUACAUCAGACGUCUGUCUUAAAAAGUCUGCUUUUUCUAUGAUGUAGUAACGUUUUUGAUUCGUUUUACUAGAAACUGUUCUUAAAAUUAAGAAGAAAAAUUGCCACGUACAUGUAGUAAUAGUACAAAAAGGCGAAAAUGAAGUGUCCUAUUUCAAGAUUAUAUCUUUUAUACAAUGACUUUUUGUACUCUAAAACUUUUUACAUUAAAAAAUAUAUUGGACGUGGACCAAUAAUUUCUUGAACAUCACAGUUUUGUUUAUAGGAUUUUUAUUUCCUAUACUAUUUCAAAACAAAAAAAGGAACUUUUCUAAAUUGGGAACUUUGUGUAUUGUAUGUGUGUUGUGAAUUAUUAGUAUCUAAUUACUUUUUCCAUUACUUAAAAAAUACCAAAUCUACCAAAUAGAAUUUGUUUUGAAAAUCGAUGCAUUUAGCAAUGUAUUUUUGUCCUGUCCGAUUUUGAGUUUAUGGUCUUUCAUAAAUACAUUGUACAUGCACUCCACGAGUUUGGUAUUUUUGGCUAGCUGUUUUCGUGCAAUACAUGUGUACAAAAUAAUCUGGCCCUCCAAAUAGAACAAAGAAUGUUAAAAUACAGUUUUAAAAAGUUAUAGAUAUGCUUUUAUACUCUAUUGUUUGUUAAAAAACAUGUGUUUUAUCAUAGUCAUGAUAGUGUAUGUGCGUGUGUUAAUUGACAUUAUUUAUAUUUUUCCACAAGUGUUUAUGUGAUAGAAAUGAAAACUAUAUUUUUCCAAAAUCAAAUCACUUCUGUUACAUAAAGCGUUAACAAUUUUGUCUUGUAUAUGUUAUAUAAAAAACAGUCAGUUUAUUUGAGUCAUGUUAUUUAAAUAUUUUAUGUUUAUAAUUAAGUUUUUAAUAAAAGCCAUAUGUUACAGAAACAAUCAUAUAUUAUAACUUUUGUAAAUAUUCUAGUACUGAAAUAAAAACAUUGUGCUAAUCU